Molecule: messenger RNA, 1566 nt
Organism: Cordyceps fumosorosea ARSEF 2679
Lineage: Eukaryota; Fungi; Ascomycota; Sordariomycetes; Hypocreales; Cordycipitaceae
Product: Fungal transcriptional regulatory protein
Exons: 2
Coding region: 1-1566 (521 amino acids)
Source: RefSeq, a predicted model, not a curated record
AUGGAGAAUGCGCCAGUGGAGGGCCCUUUCGGCCUCUUAGAUUUCAUCUUCUCCGAUUUGGCCGAUGAGAUGACUCCCGUCGACUUCAGCACGCCGGCAAACCUCGAUGCCUUUUUCAACUCCGACUGGGCUAUCCAGCGGCCCUUUAUCCCUGGCUCCUACGAAGCGGACAAGGACAAUCCCUCCAACGAUGCAUUGGUUCAGCAAGCUGCCGUCAGCACACCUGCUGCAACCUCGCGCGUCUCAACGGAGCAGGUGAUAUCUGGUGCCUUCACUCACGGAGCCCUAGACCCAACAACCAGCCAAGCUUUGUCCCGCGUGCCCGAGUUCAUGUCUACUAAGCAAUCUAUCUACACGUGCUUUCACUAUUUGGUUCAUUCUGCUCAAGCUAUCCCCAAUUCGCCCCUCUGCCAUGCCAUUCUCGGAUGGGUGUAUGCCUACCUCGCCCGAUUGAGCGCCGGGACGGCUUCGUCGCGCGAUGAGCACUAUACCGCCGCUUCCGAGGGAAUCCGAGCCUUGGUGACGGAGCUGACCGCGCCGCUCCUCCCUGAGCUAUGGCGGCGGACAAACACAUCAGAACGACUAUCGUCAUACCUCUCUGCCACCUUCUUCGUCUGCCAACAUGACCUUAUGAUGGAAAACUUUUCUUCCUUCAUAAAACGCAUCGGUGAAGCGAAAAUGGUUUUUCAACACCAUUGGGCUGAUCGUACGCUCCCCGGACCGGUAGAAUCCCGGAUCGUCAUCUGGCUCGCUUUCCUUGAGCUGCGCUUCUUCUUCCUCGGCGGCGAACGGUAUGCAUCCACAGAUGGCCAAAAAGUCUUCAUGACGAUAUUGGACGAGGAGACCAAGGCGCUUCCCACACUACGCCGAGCACGCACGCAAAAGUCGGUCCUAAGCGAAAUGUUUCCUGACAACUUACCGCAGGAGGAGGACGAAGAAGACUUGCGCAAAGAUCGAUGCCGUGUUCAGUUUGACGACUUUAUGUGUCACCUCGCUAAGAUGAGAAACUUUGCUGCAUGGGAUGCGAUGCAGGCGCAGCGCCGGGACGCAGAUUCUUCACUGCUCAAGGAGCUGCGCGAAGCAAAGGUGGAAGCGCUGCAUGCGAAUUUGCGCAGACUGCAAGCAGAGUGUGAGCUGGUAAUAUCAUCCAGCAAGGUCUUGCCCUCGAGCGACCGCCCCGUCGACAGCAUAACGUUUCACAUGCUCACAGUCCGUGCUCUCCGAUCCUGCGCCGUCAUCAUGUUCAAGCGCGUGACGGACACAACUUCUCGUACAGACGCCGAGUGCCAGGUUGCUGUCGCCGAUAUUGUGCGGAUCGCGAGACUUCUCCGUCAGAGCAAGUAUCUGCGCUCCCCUCGCUCGACAAUCUGGCCUCUUCCGCUGUACAUUGCCGGGAUCGAGACAACUGAUGGCAUCUACCAGGACUGGAUUCUCGACUACUUGAAAGAGCUCGGUUCGUGGGGCGCACACAUGCAGUUGGCGGCCGAGGGGUUGCAACACACCAUUUCGCUGCAGGAAAAGACUGGCUUUAGGGCACCACUGACGUAUGACUCCAUUAAUCUAUGA